Monodelphis domestica (gray short-tailed opossum) is the source of this 4282-nucleotide messenger RNA. RefSeq names its product EF-hand calcium binding domain 14 (gene EFCAB14). The record is from RefSeq and is a predicted model, not a curated record. Lineage: Eukaryota; Metazoa; Chordata; Mammalia; Didelphimorphia; Didelphidae.
GAAGCCAAUAGGAGUGCGCGUUGCUGACAGGCGGGGCGGACGGCCGCGGCCCGGGGCCAUGGGCCGGGAGCGGAGGCCGCGGCCGCCCAAGGCCGAGCCUGAGCCCGAGCCAGAACAGAGCUGCGGCUGAGCGCGGACUGCGUCCCUUGGGCGGGCGCGCUGGAGCCCGGCGGCUGUUGCUCGGCCCCGGGCGGCCCCCUCACACCGCCCAAGAAAAUGAAGAAGCGCCGGGAGCUGAACGCGCUCAUCGGCUUGGGCCCGGGGGACGGGCGCACCCGCCGCAGCCGCCGCAGCCGCCGUCGGGCCUGGAAGAGCGCUGCGGGCCACCGGCUGCUGCGCACCGAGCCACCCGCCUCGGGCUCCGCCUCCAGCUCCGAGGAUGAGGACGACGAUGAUGACGAUGACGACGACGAGGAGGACGAGGAGGAGCGCGGCCGGGGCGGCCCGGGGGGCGGCCGCACUCGCUUCGCCAGAGGUGACUGUUUCCGCUGCUGCAAGAUCUGCUACCCCCUCUGCGCAUUCGUCAUUCUGGCCGCGUGUGUGGUGGCCUGUGUGGGCCUGGUGUGGAUGCAGGUGGCCCUCAAGGAGGACCUGGACCUCCUCAAGGAGCAGUUCAGAGUCUUGGAAUCUAAUCAGAAAAGCUCAUUCCAAGAGAUCCCCAAACUAAAUGAAGAACUCCUCGGAAAACAAAAGCAACUGGAGAAGAUUGAAUCUGGAGACCUGGGGUUGAGCAAAGUCUGGAUAAACAUCACAGAAAUGACCAAACAGAUUGCUCUGUUGACUUCCACAGUGAACCACCUUAAAACCAACAUCAAAUCAGCUUCAGAUUUAAUUAGCCUGCCUGCCACUGUUGAGGGCCUUCAGAAGAGUGUGGCCUCCAUCGGGAGCACCUUGAACAGUGUCCGCCUUGCUGUGGAAGCCGUACAGAAAACAGUUGAUGAGCACAAGAAAACCAUCGAGACCCUCCAGAAUGACAUGAUCCAGCACUUCUCAAAGGAGACCAGCGAGAGCAUCAUGGCCACUCCAUCACCUUCCAUGGCCCCAGGCCUAGCCGGGAAAAGCCAAAGAGAAAAUUUCCAGCAGGACGUCCUGCAUCUUCAGAGCUCUUUAGAAGAGGUCAACAAUACCCUCGUGGGGUACCAGAGGCAGAAUGACCUUAAGCUUCUGGGGAUGGAUGGGACAGUCAGGAAUCUGACCCAGAGAGUCAACUCCAUAGAAAGCAGCUUGGUGGCUCUGAACAAGUUAGGAAAGAGAGAGAACCUGGCCUUCACCAUGAUGGCUGAUGGAGCUACUUCUCUAAAAAGAGACUCUCCUAGGACAGAUGGGGAAGAAGACCACAUCCAAAAGAAAGAAGACAGCCCAAACUCCCAGGCAUCCAAGCUGAGGGAGAAGGUACAGCUGAUAAAUGCUCUCACAGGCAAGUCGGAACCCAACAGACCCCCUGAGAACUCAGAGGAAGGGAAAACACAGAGUGCUGCAUUAAAGCCAUCAGCAUCUCCAAAGUUUUCCCCACGAUCUCUUGGAGCCCAGGGGGAGAAAGCUGCCCAUCUGAGACCUGUCUCCAUCCCAGGAAUUUCCAGCCUGACAGAUCUCCUGGAUUUGUUUCAAAGGAUGGGCCGGGGGCCCGAAGGAAAACUGUCCUACCAGGAUCUUCAGCACCUGCUUGGCCCUGCCAUCCCGUCUGCCCAGAGCCUGGCAGAGUUGGAUAUGGACAGAGACGGGAGCUACUCCUUCCCAGAACUGAGACUGGCUUUAGGCAUUGAGCAUAUGGAACAGAAUUAGUAUUGGAAACCCAGCACAGGCCUCCUGCUAGCCAGCCGUCGCCUGACAAGUGAGCCCUCCCUCAGUCCAGCAAUCCCCACGUCUUCAAAGCUGCGUAGCACCCCCCCCCCAGCACCUUUUUAACUCAUUUGGAGAAUCUAUAUAACGGCUAUUUUUUUAAAGAGGAGAAUAUUUCCUUCUGGUCAGAUGCUCAGCAGGAGCUAGGUGCUUUCAGGGCACCCACAAGAAUGUCGCUUUUAAAACUACCGCCAGUCCAGGGAGCCCUCCUUCCUCUCUAGUCCCUCUUGAGGGGACAACCAUGUCUUUAAACUGAGAAAUAUGUACAUAGAGAGAGGAACCCCUAUUUUCUAUUUUACAUAAAUUUGCCUUAAAUUAGCUGCACUUUAUAGAAACCCAGAAAAAUCUUGUCUUUUCUGUCCGAGAGGCCUUUUCCAAGCAUUUGUCAGUAGUUGACAUUGAGCAGGGAAUUGUAUGCAUUGGAGGGAUGGGAGAAAAUGGUUUAGAAUCAGCCAUUCAUGUCCCGACCCUUCCCAAUGACCCAGGAAGGAGGAAGGGGGGUAAGGAAGCUGCUGAAUCCCCCAGGUUUUCUCCCUAAGCAAUCACCCUGCCCCCUCACCCAGGUCUGACCAGCAGGGUCAGAAAAGGCCCCUGGGCCCCCUCCCAGCCUUGUUGGAUGCUUUCAGGUUGAUGAGCUUAGCUAAAGUGAUUGCAGGAAAGGAUGGUGUGGAUUCUCUUCCUCUUCCUGAGAUGUUGCCUUCCUCUCCCAGCCCUGCCUGCCCCCUCCCAAACCUGUGGCUAGGCCAGAUCCUCUCCUCCAGCGGAUGGGCUGGACACAGGCUGGUCUCAGCCUGCUCACCUGGACCUUUUCGCUGCUGCCAGCUGGUCUCAGAGCCUCCUUCUGGGAGGUUUCUGUGGGCAGCAAGUUCAAAAAGGGAAAUGUCAGAAGUGUCUGAUGAGACAGGAGAGCAGGAAUGCCCUUGAAUCUUAGCAAGUGCAAUAUCAUUUCUUCCCCAGCCCCUCUCAGUGGGGCAGGUGACACGUGUCCAGCGCUGGUAGGAAUAUUCUCUUGACCUGCCCAUCUGCCAUCCCCAAAAGUGGCCUCUGGAUCCCAGAGGAGGAAGCGUCCUUGCUCAUCACUGGCGCCCUUAUUUGGGGGCGCUGUUCUAGUUUGCAGGCCACGACUCUGAAACUUGGUGUUGAGCCCUUUGCAGCCUUGCAGUAAAGCCUUGUACCUACGCGGACAUCUGCUGUUCCUUUGGCAUGAUCCUGGACUUAGCUGGUUAACAAUAACCUUCUGUAGGCAUGUGAAGCUCAACCACGGAUGAGCAGGCUGAAGCCCUUCUCUGCCAGGGUGAGUCACAUCUGGCUGCCGGCUCCUUUCCCUGCAUCCCCCUCUGGCCAUUGCUAUUGCCCAAGAGGAGUACUUGAUCUGCUCUGAAGUCUUGGAACCCCAUUUCAAAGUAGCCUGAACCCCCUUGGGUGCCCGAGACGCCCUGUCCUGGCCAUGCCUGUGACCCCAUUUUAUAUGUCCCUAUCAGUUCUCUAACAACCAAAUAAAAUUCUAGCAAUAAAUUGAUCACUCCACGAGCUGUACAUAUUGUACCAUAGAUCUUGUGUCUAUACCUGUGAGUUUAUUUUUGUUUUGUUCUGAGUUUUUUUGAAAACUUAAUUUCUAUGAAACAUUUAAGAGCACAAUGUUAGCUGCCCUUUUUCGUUUCAUAGCAGUUGUUCACGGGUCAGGGGAGAACCCUUGCUUAGCUCUUAGUUAAAAAGCCAGGCCAGGCCAGGCCAGUCAGAGAGUGAAUCUACCUUUGCCAGCCAAGCCCAAGCAGGGAGGUCCCAAGGUUGAGUCACCGGCCUCAGCCAAGACGGUGGCUUCCAGCCUCCUGAAGUGCCCCUUCGGCAGAACGUAGACUAGCAGCACUUCCUACCAAGCUUCCCUCAGCACCGCAGUUACCACACCUCUUCCAGGCCCCACCCCACCCCCAAGUGAUGGCUUCUUCACGAGGUGAGGCUGGCUGCACUUUGACCCCGGACCAGAGAGGCUUCCCAGCUCCUUACAUUUGACCUUCUCUCCCCACUUUGGCUUAACAGCUCAUGCCACUUCUCACCUCCAGACUCUUAACUGGCCAAUGGUUUUUCUUGCUUUCAGUUCCCUGAUUCUUGGGGCAGGGUUUGGUCAAGAACUAGGCAUGGAAAGUGAGGCAGGUCAAGCUUGAGAAUGAGGGAGCCUGGGGCUUCUUGGCCAUAACCUGGGCGGGGGUGGGGGCAGGGGUCCCCUGCUUCAUUGGCUACAGUCCAAAACCAGUGUUCCUGCAUGCUGCCAAGGACCGAGGCAGGGGUUGUCCCCCACCCUAUCUCCCUCCCUCUGUCUCUUCCUCCUAUACCCCUACCUUGGGCCUGCUUUCCUAUUAGAGCCAGGUCACCCUGGGGGCCGGAGAGGAGCCUUGCACUACCUUGUUAACCAGUUCUCAUUUAAAUAAAAGGCAUUUCCUUUUUU